Pelobates fuscus (common spadefoot toad) is the source of this 790-nucleotide messenger RNA. RefSeq names its product ADP-ribosylation factor-like protein 5C. Gene Ontology annotation, molecular function: GTP binding; GTPase activity. Gene Ontology annotation, biological process: vesicle-mediated transport; intracellular protein transport; protein localization to Golgi membrane. Lineage: Eukaryota; Metazoa; Chordata; Amphibia; Anura; Pelobatidae. The coding region runs from base 162 to 701 and encodes 179 amino acids. Gene Ontology annotation, cellular component: cytoplasm; trans-Golgi network. The record is from RefSeq and is a predicted model, not a curated record. The transcript has 6 exons.
AGGCUACUGGCAGCCACUGGCACCUAGUGAGCGAAACGUACCGCACCGUGUCCGCACUGUGUCACCACCGAGGGCAACCUACCUACCUACCUACCCACCUACCCUCACAGCACGGCUCAUUGAUCCAUCCCCCCCGGGAUCCCACAUUAAGGCAGUCGGCGAUGGGACAGUUGUUUGCUAAACUUAUGAGCAUUUUCGGCAAUCGGGAGCAUAAGGUGAUCAUUGUAGGAUUGGACAAUGCCGGGAAGACCACCAUCCUGUACCAAUUUUUAAUGAAUGAGGUGGUCCAUACUGCCCCAACCAUUGGCAGCAAUGUGGAGGAGAUUGUAAUAAGGAACACACAGUUCCUGAUGUGGGACAUUGGUGGACAAGAAACUCUCAGGGCAACAUGGAACAGUUACUACUCAAACACCGAGUUUGUUAUUCUGGUGAUUGACAGCACAGAUAGAGAGAGACUACCAGAAACUCGGGAAGAGUUGUACAAAAUGUUGGCACAUGAGGAGCUACGAGAUGCAGCAGUACUUGUCUUUGCCAAUAAACAGGAUGUGAAAAACUCGAUGACUGCUUCAGAGAUUUCAUCGAUGUUGGCACUUGGCGCCAUUAAAGACAGAGCCUGGCAUAUUCAGGGCUGUUGCGCACUUACAGGAGAAGGAUUACCAGCUGGAUUGGACUGGUUGAAAUCUCGUGUCACUGCUAACUGACAAUAGUGCGAGUUUUGUAUUUAUUUUGUGCGCGAAGCACUUUUUUUGUACAUUUUAUAUUUUAAUUUUGUAUUUAUAAAUAUAUAUAU